Purpureocillium takamizusanense is the source of this 3987-nucleotide messenger RNA. RefSeq lists its product as uncharacterized. Gene Ontology annotation, molecular function: ferric-chelate reductase activity. Lineage: Eukaryota; Fungi; Ascomycota; Sordariomycetes; Hypocreales; Ophiocordycipitaceae. Gene Ontology annotation, biological process: intracellular iron ion homeostasis; iron ion transport; copper ion import. The record is from RefSeq and is a predicted model, not a curated record. Gene Ontology annotation, cellular component: plasma membrane. The coding region runs from base 1193 to 3751 and encodes 852 amino acids. The transcript has a single exon.
CCUCGUCCAUCUUCCCAUCGCCAUCGUGCUUCAAGUAUUGGAGGCGUCUCGUUGUCACCGGCGUUUGUCGUCACUCGUUAUUCGGCCGUCAUCUCCAAGAUUAAAAGCCACACCAGUCGGCUCAUGCUCCAAAAUCAAAUCACAACGACGCCCGGCGUCAAUAACGGGCGCCUAGUAGCUUCAACAACAACCUGCUCCAUGGCGUUGACGAUAGUGUUGAUGGCGAUGCAAGUUAGAAGGAUAAGUGAGGGUGGCCGACCCUUGGCCCCAAUCUCCCUCCUCGAAAGACCAAAAACCUCAAAGCCCGGCUGCUGCUGCCGUAUGACGAUCACAUAUGCCAGUCUCACCCACUGGUCCCAUUUGAUACCUACAGGCUACAUGGGAGAGAGCGUGCAAGACAGCCACCGCGACUUUUGCCCAUCCCCAUCCCAUCCCAUCACGGCCGUCGGGCCUGCUGGCUGCAUGUCACCCACACCAACGCCGUCGCCCGCCACGCCCAGCUCGCCCGCCCAGUCCCUCACCUCUGCGGUGUGACAGUGCUUCCCUCCCCUGCUUUGCUUGCGACCGCAUCUGCAGGCGGGCCAAUCUCGAGGCCAGGUCUGCCGCCCGACAGGAUCUCAAUUUCUUUCCCAUCCCCCUCAUCACUGCGGAGCGCAGCUCGCUGCUCAGAAUUCCCACCCGGGGAGAGCCCUUGACUUCAUCCAGCAAUCCCGCAUAUCAAGUGUCUAACCGCCCCUGUCGCGACUGCAUCCAACAUCACUUCGAAUCUGGCGAGGUUAUUAUACCCCCCGCGCGACCGUCAUCCGGGCCCCGCUGCCGUGACUCUGUCCGUCAACAACCCUUUGCUUUGUGCCGCCGCUUCGAUUCGUGACUUGUCUGCGCCUGUCGUCACCAUUCUGCCAUCGGUUUUCCGAAUCGAGAGGUCGGGUGUCUCACCGAACGUACUACAAGCUACGAACAUUCCGUCUUUACCGCCUCAUAUCGCAUCUCCUCCAAGGCCAUCGACGUGACACAGAGCACCGUAUAGCUGGUACCGCUGCUUCCACCUCCAAAUAUUGCUCCGACAUCCUCCAGCUCAGACGUUUUCCCCGCCGCUCACAUCACCCAUGUCAUCGUGAGCCAUUGUCUCUCCGCGACCCGUCGCAACCCGCUACAGCCUCAAUCGGAACUUUGGCCGCGGUCGCUGGACGACAUGGCUCCCGGCCUGCAACUUGCUGUCCGGGCCAUCGCUGCCGAUGCUGGUCAAGCCAUCUCGAAGCUGGCCAAGCGUAUCAACAUCCCUCUCACGGCGACAAGCCCUCCAGGACUCGUCCAGGCCAACGUCGUCGACCCGUGGUCGCAGUCUGGCAAGUAUGCUCUGGGCUGGACAUAUUUCGCCCUCGCCAUGAUGGCGUGUGUCAUUGUGGUCCGGGUCUGGCACUAUUGGCAGGACAAGAUUCGCCAGGCCAUCUACAAGCAGGAGGUGGAAGACCAUUACCGACACAUGUACGCCAUGGACGCCGACUAUGCGACGGCGCUGCACUCGGGACAGGCAGGGCAGUUCUUUCCAGAAGGCGAUGGCUUGGGAUAUAAGCAGUUCCGGCCAAAAGCGCACUUCUCGUCAGUCGGUGUCAUCAACGACACCCUGGCGCUCUUCCGGUGGCUCUUUUAUCGGCCAAUCCCCGACAUUGCCAUUGGAAAGCACAGGUUUACGUUUUCCUCCCUCGCCGUACUUGCGUGUGCCUUCAUCGCCGUCGUCUUCGUCGCUCUCUACUGUUUCCUGCAGCAGCCUCUGUUUUGGCAAAGCAUUCGAUUCGGGUCGCCACCGGUGGCCAUCCGAUCCGGCAUGAUUGCGGUGGCUAUGACGCCUUGGAUCAUCGCCACGAGCAUGAAGGCAAAUUUCUUGACCAUGUUGAUCGGCAUUGGCCCGGAACGGCUCAACGUCUUUCAUCGAUGGCUCGGCUACUUGUGCCUCUUCCUUUCGCUUGCCCACAUGAUCCCCUUCUACAUUCAGCCAGUAUGGGAAGACGGCGGCAUGACUGUCUUCAACCAGCUCUUCCCGGACGGAAGCGGAAUGAUUUACGGCACAGGCAUUGCGUGCAUAGUACCGCUCAUCUGGCUCUGCACCGCCUCGCUGCCUUUCAUUAGGCGAGCAGCGUACGAACUGUUUGUCAUCCUACACAUCCCCGCCGGCAUCGUCUACGUGGGCUGCCUGUUCUGGCACACCAAGAACUACCUGAUGUCAUGGAGCUACCUGUACGCCACAGUCGGUAUCUGGGUGGUCUGCUACUUGAUGCGAUUUUUCAAACUCAACUGGACCAAACCCUGGCGCCUGGCAUUCAUGGUCGGCGACGAGGCUGCCAUCACGCUCAUGUCGGAGAACGCAAUCAAGAUUACGAUCCCGACGCAGAUGCGCUGGAAGCCGGGGCAAUAUGUGUACUUGCGCAUGCCCGGGAUUUCGCUCCUCGACAAUCACCCAUUUACCAUCUCGUCCCUGUGCAGCGAGGACUUUCCGUCCGAGUACGGUGAGACGUAUCGCGACUGUGUUCUCGUGUUUAAGCCUUACCGUGGCUUCACGAAAAAGGUGUUGGAAACCGCUCUCGCCAAAGGCCCUUUCCACACGUAUCGCGCGUUUUUAGACGGCCCUUACGGCGGUAUGCGCCGUGACCUCGCGGCUUUUGAUACAUGCAUCCUUAUUGCAGGUGGGAGCGGCAUUACCUCACUCAUGUCACAGCUUUUGAACCUCAUCAAACGGAUGCGAGACGGCAAGGCCAUCACACGCAAAGUCGUGGUCGUUUGGGCCGUCAAGCGAUUCGAAGCACUGGAUUGGUUCAAGGAAGAGAUGCGCAUCUGCCAGGAGUCGGCGCCUCCAGAGAGCGUCACCUGCAAGUUCUUCCUGACUUCGGCAGUGAGGCAUCGUCCUGCGGCCGGGAUGACAGCGCCUAUCAGUGGGCAGAACAGAGCACUCAACCACAUGCUCCAUGACAAGCUUGAUGGUUUCGUGGCCGGCAUCGCCUCGAAGCGGAAUUCGGCCCUUAUCCAGGCCGAGGCUCAGGGCGACCCGGACCGCGAGCGAGAGCUGCGCGCGGAGAAUGAAGAUCGCAUCACGGCGCUGCCACAGCAAAAAUAUCUCCAACCACACCAGCACCUGCCGCAGUCCAGACCCCAUCCAGCUGCCGACGACGGGGUGCGCGUCGGCCCCAACGGCUACCCCGAGGACAAGAAGCGGGCCGUGGGGGACGACGAGUCCGAGUUUCACUUUCCUACCGUUGCCAAGGACCAGCCUCACUUCAACUACGCGCCGGUGUCGCCCCGGAAGCUCCCGCAAGAGACCGGUCAAGACGACGACGACCCGUUACCCGUCCGCGCGCCAGAGCUCGCUCACCUGCGGCGACCCAACAUGCCCGAGCCAUCAAGACAACGACCCGUUUCUACCCUCGGUCCGCCAGCGGGCUUCGACUUUGGCUUCCCCGAGACGCCGACGGAGUUCCAGAAGAACCUGAUGCGAUCUGCGUUCCCGAUCCCGCUGCAGAUGGACGGUGGCUGGACCAUCGAAUAUGGGCGUCCUCAGCUGGGACACAUGCUCAAGCAGUGGGCGACGGGUGGCACGGAUGGGCGCGGCAUCCUAGGCCGGCGGACUGCCGUGUUUGUUUGCGGGCCGCCAGCGAUGCGGGUGGGCGUCGCAAACACGGUCGCAAGGCUGCAGGCGGAAAUCUGGGGCGACGACGAGUUGGAGGAGAUUUUCCUACACACGGAAAACUACGCGUUGUAACAGAUCUGAUGACUGAAACGAGGGGUAGACUCGGAGCUCGACGCUGGAGACACUGUACAUAAAAAGCCUGGACGAUGGACGACCAGUGAGAGGUGUUGUGGUUUUGUUUGUGAUACCAAGUCUUGGCCGCCGCUGGGCACCUUUCUCCUUCGUAUGAAUCAUUGAAUUAAUUGACCUAGCAGGGAGGAAGUUGACGUCAAGUGUUGUGCAUUUCAAUGGGUUGAGGUUUGACGAGC